AGUAUAAACCAUUCCACUUCUAAGAUGCAGUGCGCGUGCCCCGAACCACGCGGUGCAUCCAGCAGCCAAAUUCAAGAAGGAAGAAGAUUUUGCCGGGCCGUAAGGACGUUACAUCAUGGGAGAUGACGACACGCCUGACUGGGUACCCCACGACCUGCCUGAUUGGCGGAGGGUGGCUCAGCAGAGCAUUCGAUACCAACGCUCAUUUCGACCAAUACGAGGUGUACUGCCCGGGGAUGAUGAGAUGUACCACCUGAUCAUCGGACAGGGCCAAGCACCUGCGCAGCAGUACAUCGUGGUCGCGCCGCAGAAUGCAUCUAUCACCACAGGUAGCAAGGCCAUCAACAAUACAAACACCAUUGACGAUUGCGUGCAAUUGAACAUGCUGCCGUGGUGCUUGUUGGUCCUGAUCUCGGCAGUCGUCUCCUUCGCGACAACACUGUUUCUCUUCCUUUUCCUCGAUUCUGACAAAACGGAGACCACGAAAGUGCUCGAAGCACAGGCGGACUUGUUAUUUUCCUCCCAGAUGACGCCAUCGCCGGGCCCAUAUAUAUUCACCUGGAUUACGGCUCCACCGAACAGUUCAGCUGCUGAAGCAACAAUUUGAGCAACCUUAGUUUUUUUAGAUUGUUUCAUAGUUUCACAUGGACUUUACGACUUCACUUUUUCUCUCCCAUUAAAACGUCACAAUGUACAACAAAGAAGGGUAGACCUUACCUA
This is a messenger RNA of Dermacentor albipictus, 720 nucleotides long. RefSeq lists its product as uncharacterized. Lineage: Eukaryota; Metazoa; Arthropoda; Arachnida; Ixodida; Ixodidae. The record is from RefSeq and is a predicted model, not a curated record.